Molecule: messenger RNA, 1161 nt
Organism: Rotaria sordida
Lineage: Eukaryota; Metazoa; Rotifera; Eurotatoria; Philodinida; Philodinidae
Source: the annotation of a GenBank genome assembly
AUGUCACAUCAUAUAAAGACAGGCUAUCUUCGUUAUUAUUAUAAGGGUUUAUUAUCAAAAAAAUGGAAAGAUUUUUAUUUUGUCCUUUUUGAUGAUUCAACAUUACAAUGGUAUGAAAAACAAAGUGAUCGAAAACCAGAAGGAUCAAUACGUAUUCGUGAUAUAGCACAAAAUCUUUGUGUUGGACCAUAUACAAGAUGUUUACCAAAUCGACCACCAUUUCCUCGAACAACUGAUGAAGCUAAUCUUAUUGCUUUACCACGAUCUUCACCUGGACAUCAUAGUUCAGAUAUUGUAUGGAUUCUUUGUAAUGAUGUUACUCAUCUCAAUGAUUGGAUGAAAGCAAUCGUUUCUACAUUACCACCUCCACCUCAACAACCUCCACCACCACCUUCUCAGCAAUAUAGUGAAGCUAGUCGACCAUCUGCCCCACCAUCCGGCCCUCCACCACCGUAUCCAUCAUCAAGUCCCUAUUCUCAACAACAACAACAACAACGUUCGAUGUAUCCACAACUGCAAGGUAAUCAACCACAGCAACCGUAUCGUUCACCAUAUGGAGGUACAGGUGCAUCAAAUAGUCAACAGCCAAACUACCCUCAUACAACAGUAGUUGUUCAACCUUCGCCCACUUAUGGCAGUGGCGGAGGAGGAGGAGGAGGAGGAGGAGGUUAUGGUGGCUAUAGAGGAGGCGGUGGAAGUUCAUUAGCUGGUGUAGGAUUAGGCCUGGCUGGUGGAGCAUUACUUGGUGGUGCUCUUGGUUAUGCAUGGGGAGGUGGAUUUGGUGGUCAUGGCGGUUGGGGCUAUGGAAUGGGACCUGGUGGACAUUCUGGCGGCUAUGGUGGAUGGGGUGGAGGUAAUGAUACCACUGUUAUCAAUAACUAUUAUGAUAAUGAUACAACAAAUAACUAUAAUCAAGAUACAACAAAUAAUGAUUAUUCAGCAUAUAAUGAUACAAAUAAUCAACCAACAGAUAGUUUUCAAUAUGAUACAAAUAAUGGUGGUGGAUCAGAUGAUUAUGCUGGUGGUGGUGACUACGGUGGUGAUAACGAUUUUGGCGGGGGCGAUUAUGGUGGUGGCGAUUUCGGCGGUGGCGAUUUCGGCGGUGGUGAUUUCGGCGGUGGCGAUUUUGGUGGAGGUGAUUUUGGAGGAGGCGAUUGGUAA